UACUCACUAUAAAAAGACAUCACGUCCGCGGCGCUGCUCACACUGCACUGCUCACCACCACCACCGGGCGAGAGAGAGCGAUCGAAGGCGAGGAGGGAAGAUGCAGAUCUUCGUCAAGACGCUGACGGGGAAGACGAUCACGCUGGAGGUCGAGAGCAGGGACACCAUCGACAGCGUCAAGGCAAAGAUCCAGGACAAGGAAGGUAUCCCCCCAGACCAGCAGCGUCUCAUCUUCGCAGGGAAGCAGCUGGACGAUGGCCGCACUCUGGCCGACUACAACAUCCAGAAGGAGUCCACGCUUCACCUGGUGCUGCGUCUCCGCGGUGGCAGCAGAGGCGGCUACCCCAAGUACCUGGCCAUUGACCUCCGCUUGCUUGCCCAAAAGUACAAUGAGAACAUGAUGGUCUGCCGCAAGUGCUACGCACGCCUUCCACUCAACUCUACCAACUGCCGCAAGAGGAAGUGUGGCCACAGCAGCGAGGUGAGGAUGAAGAAAAGGUUCAUUUCUAAGUUUGGGAAAGACAAAGACUAAACAUUGGAAGCAUGACAUGCAUCAGCUGAAUCAACUGUCUUAGUGUCGUAUCAGAGUUAUGACUAGAGUUUAUGUUUUUCCCUGGUUGAAAGUUUCGCCUGGAUUUAGAACCUUGAUUACUCUUAUGAAUGCUGGGGAUUUAUGCAUAUCAGUUUCAUGGUUAAGAAAUGGUGGUGACAGUUCUCUUGGAUUUUGUACCAUGAUAACUCAUGCGAGAUGACCGAAUUGCUUCUUAGAAAUGAAUCUUGUUGUUUAAAUGAA
Brachypodium distachyon (stiff brome) is the source of this 793-nucleotide messenger RNA. Its product is annotated as ubiquitin. The coding region runs from base 101 to 532 and encodes 143 amino acids. Gene Ontology annotation, molecular function: structural constituent of ribosome; ubiquitin protein ligase binding; protein tag activity. Lineage: Eukaryota; Viridiplantae; Streptophyta; Magnoliopsida; Poales; Poaceae. The record is from RefSeq and is a predicted model, not a curated record. The transcript has 4 exons. Gene Ontology annotation, biological process: protein ubiquitination; modification-dependent protein catabolic process; translation. Gene Ontology annotation, cellular component: nucleus; ribosome; cytoplasm.